AUGAAAAAAUUAUACUGUGUAUUAUUAUUGAGCGCCUUUGAGUUUACUUAUAUGCUAAACUUUGGAAGAGGAGAGGAAAAUAGGGACGAGUCAUUACGUCAACUUGUUGAUGUGUUUCGUUCAAUCAACAAUCAUAAUGAAAAUUCAUUAGAUGAACAAAAUCCAUUAGGAAACCAAGAAUCAUCAAAUCACCAAGAUUUAUUAAAUCACCAAAACACCCAUCACGUACCACAUGAACAAAAUUUAUAUUCAAGUAAUGAGGAAGUAGAAAGAAGUAAUCAUAUGAGUAAUCCAUGGACCGAAUAUAUGGCAAAAUAUAAUAUUGAAGAAGUUCAUGGUUCAGGUAUAAGAGUAGAUUUAGGAGAAGAUGUUGAAGUAGCUGGAACUCAAUAUAGAGUUCCAUCAGGUAAAUGUCCAGUAUUUGGUAAGGGUAUAAUUAUUGAAAAUACAAAUACUAGUUUUUUAAAACCUGUAGCUACUGGAAAUCAAAAUUUGAAAGAUGGAGGUUUUGCUUUUCCCUCAACAAAUCCUCCUAUUUCACCAAUGUUAAUAGAGAAUAUUAGACAUUCUUAUAGAUAUAAUGAAGAAAUGAAAAAUUUAGAUGAUGUGACUUUAUGUUCAAGACAUGCAGGAACUAUUGUACCAGAUAAUGAUCAAAAUUCAAAUUAUAAAUAUCCAGCUGUUUAUGAUGAAAAAAAUAAAACGUGUUACAUAUUAUACAUUGCAGCUCAAGAAAAUAAUGGUCCUAGAUAUUGUAAUAAGGAUGAAAAUAAUAGAAACAGCAUGUUUUGUUUUAGACCAGCAAAAGAUAAUUCAUUUCAAAACUAUAUAUAUCUAAGUAAAAAUGUAGUUGAGAACUGGAAAUCUGUUUGUCCUCAUAAAAAUGUAUAUGAUGCAAAAUUCGGUUUAUGGGUAGAUGGAAAUUGUGAAGAAAUACCACAUGUAAAUGAGUUCCCAGCUAAUGAUCUUUCUGAAUGUAAUAAACUAGUCUUUGAAUUAAGUGCUUCGGAUCAACCUAAACAAUAUGAACCAAAUUUAACUGAUUAUCAAAAAAUUCAAGAAGGAUUCGUAAAUAAUAAUCUUAAUAUGAUCAAAAGUGCUUUUCUUCCCACUGGUGCUUUUAAUGCAGAUAGAUAUAAAAGUCAUGGUAAAGGUUAUAAUUGGGGAAAUUAUAAUAGAAUAACCCAAAGAUGUGAAAUUUUUAAUGUUAAACCAACAUGUUUAAUUAAUACUUCUUCCUAUAUUGCUACUACUGCUUUGUCCCAUCCCACAGAAAUUGAACGCAGUUUCCCAUGUUCAAUAUAUAAAGAUGAAAUAAAGAAAGAAAUCGAAAGAGAAUCAAGACUAAUUAAUUUAAAUGAUAAUAAUGAAGGGAAUGGAAAAAUUAUAGCUCCAAGAAUUUUUAUUUCAAAUGAUAUAGAUAGUUUAAAAUGCCCAUGUGCCCCAGAAAUGGUAAGUCAUAGUACAUGUAAUUUCUAUGUAUGUAGAUGUGUAGAAAGAAGAGCAGAAGUAACAUCAAAUAAUGAAGUUGUAGUUAAAGAAGAAUAUAAAAAUGAAUAUGAUUAUAUGCAUGAAAAUAAACCAACGUAUGGAAAAAUGAAAAUUACAAUUGCAGCAUCAGUUGCUAUCUUUAUAUUAGCAGCUAUUUUAAUGGUUUAUCUUUAUAAAAGAAAAGGAAAUACAGAGAAAUAUGAUAAAAUGGAUCAACCACAACAUUAUGGUAAAACAAAAUCAAGAAAUGAUGAAAUGUUAGAUCCUGAGGCAUCUUUUUGGGGUGAAGAAAAAAGAGCGUCACAUACAACACCAGUUCUAAUGGAAAAACCAUACUAUUAA
Messenger RNA from Plasmodium gaboni, 1833 nucleotides. RefSeq names its product apical membrane antigen 1. Gene Ontology annotation, cellular component: membrane. The transcript has a single exon. NCBI's taxonomy places the organism in Eukaryota, Apicomplexa, Aconoidasida, Haemosporida, Plasmodiidae. Bases 1 to 1833 code for a protein of 610 amino acids. The record is from RefSeq and is a predicted model, not a curated record.